AUGUUGAACGACAACAACUUAUACGUCAAGGGAGCCGUCAAACUGGGACGUGCCCUUCAACGACAAACCCACACACCCCAUGACCGAGUUGUCAUGGAACUCCAACACAAACCGCUCCACCCCCAUCAAUGGGAGCGACUCCACAGAGUGGGAUUUAUCAAGUGUGUCGUCAGUCCCAUUCAUCCACCCAAAAAGGAAUUUACCCGUCACGAUUUGAGAGAAAAAUUGGCCGUAUUGCACAUUUGGGCCAUGCAAGUCUACCAACGAGUCGUCUUUGUCGAUGCCGAUACAUUUCCACGUGCCGGCAUUGAUCAUCUGUUUACCAUGGACUUGCAAGGCAAACCCAUUGGUGUCACGCGUGAUAUUCGCAACCAAGAAUGGGUCAACACGUUCAACUCCGGUGUCUUGCUCUUGAAUCCAUCUCUGCAGGAGCAUGAACGAUUGGUGGGAUUGUUGCGAAAGGGAAUCCGCUACGAAUACACGAUGGGUGAUCAGGGAUUCUUGAAUACAGUCUACCGCAACAAUUGGCAUGAAAUUGGAUUUGUCAACAAUGCCAAUAUGGCCGUGUACGAGUUUCAGCGGGAAUUUUGGGAUCAAUACAAAAUGCAAGACAUCAAUAUCAUUCAUUAUACCAUGGACAAGCCAUGGAGAUGUUCACUCAAAGGAGUCUAUGCGCCAAUCUGCAACGUGUGGAUCAAUGCAUAA
Messenger RNA from Seminavis robusta, 705 nucleotides. The record is from the annotation of a GenBank genome assembly. Lineage: Eukaryota; Bacillariophyta; Bacillariophyceae; Naviculales; Naviculaceae.